AUGACCACUCUAGCUGACUGCAAAACAAGUCAAUGUCUGCUCAAAUCCAUUCUUGACUCAGACGAUAACAAAGAUCUUGCCUCUGGGAGCAAGUCUCUCUACUGUCGCCUCAAAAAUUUCCUCAGUGAACCUGAUGAGAGUCUGGAUCCAUCGCCGCUUGUCAACUCUUUGCUCUCUGAGCUCGUGAGUUACCUACAGGGUUCGGGAAAUCACCCGGAACUGAGUCAAAACAGUCGCUUCGCAGCUGUUGAGGAUGCGAUUUGCACUCAAAUAGAUAAAAAUGAAAUGCUUUCUUCUCGGGCGAGCGCUAUCAGAUCGCUAGCCAUCCGAGCCGAAUCUCGCAUGGAGUUGUUCUGGGCCCGAGAAUUGUUGCAAGAGAAUUCGGUCCCGCACUCGAGCAUAUCGGCUAUCGACAAGGUUCGAAUGGGAUCCAGCGACUUUCCGUACACUGAAAACUACGUUAGCAUGGUCCAAAAGGAGGCAGCAGUGAUCUAUUCGUACGUGCGCCGUAAAAACGAUACGAAGUCGUCUGUUCUGCAGGACGGCGGGCUGAUCAGAAGACUUCAGAUCGCAUUUUGCGGAAGUGGUCCGCUCCCCUUGACUGGUAUUCUUCUAGCCGUCAUUAUGGAUGCGGACAUCACUCUGAUCGACUGCGACCCCGAAGCCGUCAGGGUAUCUCGGAAGCUCAUUCAGAACUGGGAACAGCGCCACAUCAUUACUCCGGGACAAAUCAAAGUGAUUUGUGCAGACGGGGGUCAAGUUCGAUUUCUCGGCAAUAACUGUAGCCAUGGAACGGGAGAAAUGUCACGGAAGAUGCCCUCUGUGAAGUGUGACGUUUUCUUUUUGGCAGCACUAGUUCCUAAUGCGACUAAAGAGGAAAUUGCGCAGAACGUUAGUGCAAUGCGGGAAGAUGGGCCCUUGGUGGUAUUGAGAACAGCGCACGGGCUGACGGCACGGCUUGCCUACUUUCGGAACCGACGACACAUCAUGACACGAUACCUUGACUUCAUCGGGCUGGUCGCACCGAAAACUCACGACUUGGGGGAUGGUACGAUUGUAGACGACGACGUGCGACCAAUCGCUUUCUUCUCACCUGAAAUUUUGAACUCGCUAGAGCUGUUUCAAUGGCAGGAAUCGAAAGUAUGAAGGUCACUUGCACCCGUCUCUCUUGUUUCGAUGUCAGGCAAUAUUAAUCAUUGAAGCAUGUUCUACGAAAACACGGCAGACUUAACACCAAUAAACUCAACACUACCAGCGUCAUCAUGAGCAAGAUAUGCUGAGUGAUUCACUUUUGGGGAA
Chondrus crispus (carragheen) is the source of this 1299-nucleotide messenger RNA. RefSeq lists its product as hypothetical. Gene Ontology annotation, biological process: nicotianamine biosynthetic process. Lineage: Eukaryota; Rhodophyta; Florideophyceae; Gigartinales; Gigartinaceae. Bases 1 to 1146 code for a protein of 381 amino acids. The transcript is spliced from 2 exons. Gene Ontology annotation, molecular function: nicotianamine synthase activity. The record is from RefSeq and is a predicted model, not a curated record.